AUGAAGUGUGACCGAGACUUCGGACGUGGAAGACGGGAAAACCUUCAAACUCCAGGAAAGAGUGGAGAAGAAACCGCAGGAACCGUCAAUACUGCAACAGCAGAACCGUCACUGCAGCAGGAGAGCGAGAAAUGCACCGGGGCGUCGGCACAGGCGGGUCUACCGAGUGAAGGAGACGAAUUGGCGGAACUUUACGAAAGUAGGAAAGCAGCAGUGCCUCCACCUCCUGUGGUCCGACCGAAGGAACCCCGACCUCAGCUGGCCGAUGCCCUGGCCUGCCGCCCGCCCGACCCGCUGUACGUCAGACGGGCAGGCCUGAGGUUCUGGUGCACCAAACGGAUCCUCGACUGGCAGAGACAGGCGCUGCGUGCACGGGAGGACCCAGGAGCAGUUUUGAAGCCUGUCCAAGAAUAUGGCGAAGAGUUUUCCCCGAAGAAUGCAGAAAUUGGAGAGGCGAGAAGGACCGGGGGACGUUACGAGAACCACAAAGAUCACACGAAUCACGAAAAUGAUAGAAAACACGCACAUUACGACAACGACGAAGAACAUGCACAUUACGUAGAUGAAGAACAGGGGCAUUAUGAGAAUGAUGAAGAACACAAAUAUUAUCAGAACGAUAAAAACCACGCACGUUACGAGAACGAACGAGAGCACGGGCAUUACGAAAAUGAUGGAGAACAAGGAUUUUAUGAGGACGACGGAGAACACAAAUAUUAUCAGUACGAUAAAAACCACGGGCAUUAUGAGAAUGACGAACAACACAAAUAUUACCGGUACGAUAAAAACCACGCACGUUACGGGAACGACCAAGAACACCGACAUUACGAGAACGACGAAGAACAUGACGAAAAUGAUAGAGACCAAGGACAUUAUGAAAACGACGAGGAACACGCUCGAGCUCUUUACGAAAACGACGAGGAACUGUCGAACUUGUCCACUCACGUUUACGCCGAUUUGGACCCCGACUUUCUGGCAGCACAAGAUGCGAUCAAAAAUGCCGCAGCUCAGCCAUUCUAUGAGAUGGACAUCAUCCUUACGAAUAAAGAACAAGAACAACCAUUCUACAAGAUGGACGUCACCGCUGCUAAAGACAAACAACAACAAGAACAGCCCUUUUACGAGAUGAAUGUCGCCUCAGCCGAUGAGAACAGUGAACAAGUUUUCUACAGGAUGGACGCCGAUCAACUGGGCCAGCCGACUCCGUCAGAGAACGCGUACGAAGAUUUGGAUGCCGAUUUUCUGGCGGCACAAGACGCGGUGGUCAGGAGGCACGGCGUAGGAGAACCGAGCAGGGCUGAGAGCGACGACUGCAGUACGUUCUGCAGGUCCCAUCGUGGCCGCAUAGUGGCGCUUUGUGCUGGCUUCAUCAUUGCCGCUAUUGGUGCAACUGUAGUCGCUGUAAUUCUCAGCCAACACAGAGUACUGAGCACCGACCCUGAAGAAAACAUGGUGACUCUAACCCAGACAACACUUCCGGCGACCUCCACAACAUCGUCUACACUUCUGCCUAUGAUCAUGACGUCACAAGCUGCUACUGACGAGACAACAGUUGGAACAGAUUGGUGGGGAGAGUGGACCCUCUACGUCAGAGCGUACUUCCAGCAGAACAGUGGCACCGCCGCGGGUUUGGAAAAACGUUAUCCCCACAAUGAAGUUGUGAUGGUCCUGCUGGAAGACAGGUUCUUCUGGCCCUUCCUGUGCUGGUACUGGAAAAUUUACCGCGACCUGCCGAAAACCUUGAACACGGCUGUAGGCUUUGGCAUUAAAUACGGAAUUUCAAGUGAGUACAUGGAGUCACACGGCCAACCCGCGUACAGAGAGUUCCUUUCUUCCAUGUUGAACGCGUUGGAGGCACUGCGGAACAAGACGGGGGCACUGCCAAAUAAUGGCGAGGUAAAUCUGGCACUAGUUCGGCAUGCACUGUUGGACAGCGACGUUGAGGCCCUGGCAAACCUUUUCCCAUAUCUGGAAGGAACGAAAAGCCUCUUUCUUAUAAACUGCAGAAUUUCUGCUGACGCAGCAACACUUUUGGCUGGACAGCUACACCUGCUGCAUACGCUGACAGUUUUAGAUCUGAAGAAUAACAAGAUAGGAGAUGAAGGGGUGGGAGCAAUUGCAGAGACAUUUCCUCACUUAACAGAACUCCAACUUUUAAACCUUCAAAAGACCUCAGUAACAAACCUGGGAGGACGGGCAAUUGCCGAUAGGCUGGUCCACCUGCAGCAGCUACAGGAACUCUUCUUACAGGAAAACGAGCUGGCGCUCAGUGUCUCUGCGCUGGCAAAGGCGUUUGCCAACAUGACACGACUGGGGUAUGUCAGCAUGUGGCCCGUCACGUGCAGUUCCGAGUUUUUCCGCAAGGCAGCGGGACAGGUACGAGACGCUGUCCACACGCUUGCGGGGCAGGUGACACUUCGCGGGGGCAUUCGGUUGUAUGACGGCUCCAGUAACACAGACGGUACACACGGACUGGACACAGCAUAUGCAUGGCGACGAGUUGAAGGUAGACUAACAUCAGGAGUAGUCAUAUCAAACCGGCAGUUGAAGGUAGAAUUCAAGCUGUUGGUCCCUGAUGCUGGACACCAUCCACCCAGAGGCUAACACGCGAUUUCCUGAUUCCAAAAAGACCGACAUUUGGCAACUUGGUGGUUGUCUUGUCACCUUUGUAGAGGUAGUCGUGAUCGGUACCCUUACAAUGUGAACAAUGCAAGCAUCGAAUGUUAGAGAAACCUUGGAUCAAUUGAUAAAUAUGCUGCUUGAAUUUUGAGUAUGUGUACAAUGUAGCUAACUGUACAAUGUACAACACAGCUUCCUGCACUCAGUUGAGUCACUCAGUGGCAGCGCAGAGUCACGGAGGAUGGCCAUGUGGUCCCACCAUCUCCAAGAAGCUCCACAUAAGUUAACCUUCACCCCGAAGGAAUCCCUCCCUCCAGGAGCGGAGGAGGCAUGGCCAACUUGGGCAUGUCUCAACAGGUUAAGAACAGGCACAGGAAGAUGCAGGAC
Molecule: messenger RNA, 3003 nt
Organism: Branchiostoma belcheri (Belcher's lancelet)
Lineage: Eukaryota; Metazoa; Chordata; Leptocardii; Amphioxiformes; Branchiostomatidae
Exons: 8
Coding region: 1-2601 (866 amino acids)
Biological process (GO): activation of GTPase activity; nucleocytoplasmic transport
Cellular component (GO): perinuclear region of cytoplasm; cytosol; nucleus
Molecular function (GO): small GTPase binding; GTPase activator activity
Source: RefSeq, a predicted model, not a curated record